UUCACUUUCGUUUCUCAGCCAGCUCAUGAGGAACUGCUUCAUGCAGACUGAUUCCUGUUUGGUGACUGAAUUCUGACCGUGACUGCCCCUGCUUUUCUUCACCACUUAAAUCACGAGUCAAGACUUCUUCUGCUGAGGGCUGAAGGAAUCUUUAAGCAAGGAGAGCCUCAGGAGUUUGGACAGGAGGAAGCCAGGAAGCAGCUGCUAUGGCUUUAAACAUCCUGGUGAACAUACGGGAAGAGGCAUCCUGUCCCAUCUGCUGGGAGCUUUUGACAGAACCCCUAAGUCUAGACUGUGGCCACAGCUUCUGCCAAACUUGCAUCACUGACAAUAAGAAGGCAGACACCAGCCCAGGAGGAGACAGCAGCUGUCCUGUGUGUGGUAGCAGGUACUCGCUUGGAAACCUAUGGCCUAAUCAGCAUCUGGCCAACAUAGUGGAGAGACUCAGAGAGGUCAAGUUGAGCCCAGCAGAGAGGCAGAAGAAAGAUCUCUGUGUGCACCAUGAAGAGAAACUCCUGCUCUUCUGUAAGGAGGACAGAAAGGUCAUUUGUCAGCUUUGCGAACAGUCUCAGGAGCACCGUGGUCACCACACAUUCCUCAUGGAGGAGGCAGUCAAGGAAAGUCAGGAGACGCUCCAGGCAGCUCUGAGGAGGCUGAGGAAGGAGCAGCAGGAGGCUGAGAAGUUGGAAGCUGACAUCAGAGAAGAGAGAACUUCCUGGAAGUAUCAGAUUCUGACUGAGAAACAAAGGAUACAAACAGAAUUUAAUCGGCUUAGAAGCAUCCUGGACAGUGAGGAGCAAAGAGAACUGCAGAAAUUGGAGGAAGAGGAAAAGAAGACCCUGGAUAACUUGGCUGUGGCUGAGGCUGAGCUGGUCCAGCAGAGCCAGUUGCUGAAGGAGCUCAUCUCAGAUCUGGAGCGUCGCAGUGAAUGGUCAACCGUGGAGCUGCUACAGGACAUGAGUGGAGUCAUGAAAUGGAGUGAAAUCUGGACACUGAAGAAGCCAAACACUGUUUCCAAGAAACUGAAGAGUGUAUUCCAUGCUCCAGAUCUGAGAGGAAUGCUGCACAUGUUUAGAGAGCUAACACACGUCCAGUGCUACUGGGUGGACAUCACAUUGAAUCCAUUCAACCUAAAUUUGAAUCUUGUCCUUUCGGAAGAUCAGAGACAAGUGCUGUCUGUGCCAAUAUGGCCUGUUAAGUAUUGUAAUUAUGGUAUCUUGGGCUCCCAAUAUUUCUCCUCAGGGAAACACUACUGGGAAAUAGAUGUAUCCAAGAAGACUGCCUGGAUCCUGGGGGUAUACUGUAGAACUCGUUCUUGUAAUAUAAAGUUAGCUGUCAGACACGGCAUGAGUUAUCAAAAUGCUUACUCCAUAUACAGACCUCAAUUUGGCUACUGGGUUAUAGGGUUAAAGGAUAAAUUUAAGUAUAAAGCCUUUGAGGACUCUUCCACCUCUGAUCUCAAAGUCUUGACUCUUUCCAUGGCUGUUCCUCCCCAUCGUGUUGGUGUUUUUCUAGACUAUGAAGCAGGCACUGUCUCAUUUUUCAAUGUCACAAACCAUGGGUCACUCAUCUAUAAAUUCUCUAAGUGUAGCUUUUCUCAGAAUGCCUAUCCGUAUUUCAAUCCUUGGAACUGUCCAGCUCCCAUGACGCUGUGCCCACCAACUUCCUGAGCCUUCCAUUCCCUCACCCACUGUUUAUACUGACCCUUGUCUUGAGUUUCAUGUACUAUACCUGAGCUCAUUUGCACCAUUCACAGCAUCUCUUCCUUCCAGUCUCCCAUCUAUAGUUUAGAACUUGUGCUCAUCCUUGGGAUCUACAGUGCAUCUGCUUUGAGUUAGAAGACAUGCUUAUUUACCCAUUUACCCUGCCUUGUAUUCCCAAAGAAAGACAUCCAGGCCCUCCUAGAGACAGAGCAGUAUUGGUAUAACAUCUAUGCCCUUGUAAUCCUCCAUAUGUUUAUUUUUUGAUCAUCAACCUAAAGAGACAUGGCAAAGCCUGUCUGCCACCAUCUAUGAUAUCCAGGCAGUCUACAAUCACCUCCCUCCACCCACAACCAUCAACUAAAUAUUUGAGUGAAUGUCUUUUGUUGCCCAGGAUACACUAGAUUCAUCAGAGGGUCACCAGGAGGAAAACACAAGCAAUAUACGUACCCAGAGUAAAGAUUUUAUGUUCAGAGUGUUUGAGUUUUAAUCCUGUCUUGUCUUUUACAAGGUGUGUAAUGAUAAAUAAAUUCUGAGUUUCUUUUCCCUUAAAUACAAAUUAGGGUUUAAAACUGUGCCUAAUUCUUAAGAUCAUUGUGUAAAACCACUCAACAUAAAGCAACUAUUUAAGUGUCCUGCACAAUUUAAUAAAGAUUUGCUCUUAUGAUU
Messenger RNA from Hippopotamus amphibius kiboko, 2369 nucleotides. RefSeq names its product tripartite motif containing 34 (gene TRIM34). Lineage: Eukaryota; Metazoa; Chordata; Mammalia; Artiodactyla; Hippopotamidae. Gene Ontology annotation, molecular function: protein binding; zinc ion binding. The record is from RefSeq and is a predicted model, not a curated record. The transcript is spliced from 8 exons. Bases 207 to 1670 code for a protein of 487 amino acids.